Messenger RNA from Fundulus heteroclitus (mummichog), 8171 nucleotides. Its product is annotated as diacylglycerol kinase delta. The coding region runs from base 403 to 3684 and encodes 1093 amino acids. Gene Ontology annotation, biological process: lipid phosphorylation; diacylglycerol metabolic process; intracellular signal transduction. Lineage: Eukaryota; Metazoa; Chordata; Actinopteri; Cyprinodontiformes; Fundulidae. The transcript is spliced from 31 exons. The record is from RefSeq and is a predicted model, not a curated record. Gene Ontology annotation, molecular function: ATP-dependent diacylglycerol kinase activity.
CCCUCCCUCCCUGCAUCUCCCCCCCCUCUUCCUACCUGAUUCAGAGCCGCUCCGACGCUAUGCGUAUGACCGCGUCUCUUUCUGCAAGGCGAGCACCACCGGAGAGAGCUGCACGCUCCUGCUGACCGCCGCGCCGAGCACUACCCCGACGCCGGCUGACGAGGCACCCAGGCCGGGCAACGGGAGCAGGGGAGACACCGCUGCUGUCUCGUCCGGAGAGUUGGACCUGGAUAGAGAGAGAUCUGUUAAAGGACAACCUGAAACCUUCUGUCCCAAGCUUCCACCUCACCAAACUCCCUCACUCUCCCUCCCCCCUUCCUCUCUCUCCCCUUUUAUCUAGACCUUCUCAGAACCGUCUGUGUCUUCCUUUCCUCUUACCCGUUCUCCUUCUGCAAACUGGCCAUGGCCUCCAAGCUGAAUCCCAAUGUCCUGUAUGUGGCGGGCCCUGGAGAAUCCCUGGGAUCACCCCAAGCAGAUUCUGAAAGAACUCAUAUUACCGGAGAAGCGGGAGAAGAGUCAUCAGACAGCGAGGGGGAGCAGGAGGAGACGUCACACAAGCUGAUCCGCAAAGUCUCAACCUCCGGACAGAUAAGGGCCAAGAAAAGUGUGAAGGAGGGAAUCCUGCUAAAACAGACCAGCUCCUUCCAAAGAUGGAAAAGGAGAUACUUCAAACUCAGAGGGAGGACUCUCUACUACGCCAAAGACUGCAAGUCUCUGAUUUUUGAUGAAGUGGACCUAUCAGAUGCCAGUGUGGCUGAGACGAGCACCAAGAACAUCAACAACAGCUUCACAGUGAUCACCCCAUUUCGUAAAUUAAUGCUAUGUGCAGAAAGCAGGAAGGAAAUGGAGGACUGGAUCACAGCCCUUAAAUCCGUUCAAAAAUGGGAAACCUAUGAAGCCAGUCAGUUCAACAUGGAGCAUUUCUCUGGGAUGCAUAACUGGUACGCCUGCUCACAUGCCAGACCGACCUUCUGCAAUGUCUGCCGGGAAGCCCUGCCAGGAGUCACCUCCCACGGCCUGUCCUGUGAAGUUUGCAAAUUCAAGGCUCAUAAGCGCUGUGCUGUUCGCUCCACCAACACCUGCAAGUGGACCACGCUGGCGUCUAUAGGGAAUGAGAUUGUUGAGGAUGAGGACGGGGUGUCCAUGCCACACCAGUGGCUGGAAGGCAACCUGCCCGUCAGUGCCAAAUGCGUGGUGUGUGACAAGAACUGUGGCAGCGUGCGGCGGCUGCAGGACUGGCGCUGCCUCUGGUGCAAGGCCAUCGUGCAUAGCAGCUGUAAAGAACAAAUGGGGAAGGUGUGUCCCCUGGGUCAAUGUCGAGUCUCAAUCAUUCCACCCACUGCACUUAACAGCAUCGACUCAGAUGGUUUCUGGAAGGCCACCUCUGGAUCAUGCUCCAGCCCUCUGCUGGUUCUGGUGAACUCCAAGAGCGGGGACAACCAGGGGGUCAAGUUUCUGCGCAAGUUCAAGCAGCUUCUGAACCCAGCUCAGGUCUUUGACCUGAUGAACGGAGGACCAGAGCUCGGGCUGCGGCUCUUUCAGAAGUUUGUAACGUUUCGUAUUCUGGUGUGCGGGGGAGACGGCAGCGUGGGCUGGGUGCUCUCGGAGCUUGACAAGCUCAACCUCCAUAAACAGUGUCAGCUCGGAGUUCUGCCCCUGGGAACAGGAAACGACCUGGCUCGUGUUUUGGGUUGGGGAGGCCUGUGCGACGAUGACGCUCAGCUGCUGCAGAUCCUGGAGAAGCUGGAGAGAGCCACGACCAAAAUGCUGGACCGAUGGAGUGUGAUGACAUACGAGGUCCUCUCCACCAACAAACAAACGCUGAUAGUGAAGGAAGACGACAGCCACGACUCCCCUCUGCAGGUCCACAUCACUCAGUAUGCAGACUCCGUGGCCUGCCACCUGGCCAAGAUCCUUGACUCAGACAAGCACAGUGAUGUCAUCUCCUCUGCCAAGUUUCUGUGUGGGACGGUGAACGAUUUUGUGGCAGAGGUGGGGAAGGCGUACGAGAGAGCCACAGAGAACAAGGAGGAGGCAGAUGCUAUGGCCAAGAAGUGCUCGCUGCUGAAUGAGAAACUGGAUUCCCUGGUAAAGGCCCUAAGCGAGGAAGCCGAAGCCCAGGUGGUGCCGGCAGGUUCAGCGCCGAGCCAGGAGAGCGGCAGCUCAAGCCCCGGUGAAAGUGGCGGAGAGUCGGGUUCAGAAGGCAAAACAUAUCGGUCCAAAGAGCAGCUGAUGCUGAGAGCCAACAGCCUGAAGAAAGCCCUGAGGCAGAUCAUCGAACAGGCUGAGAAAGUGGUGGAUGAGCAGAACAGACACACGCAGGUCCAGAGGAUGCCAUCUUCAUCCUCCAUCAAGAGGGAGAACAGUGAGGAGCUGAAGGACGCCGAGCAGCGAGGCCUGAGUCCUACCUCACCCAUCGUUCUGGAGAAACCAGAAAGCAUCAACACGGUCACUUUCUGCGACGACACUGUUCAAUGCACAGAGAAGUGUGUGAUGAAUAACUACUUCGGCAUCGGCCUGGACGCCAAAAUCUCUCUGGAGUUCAACAACAAGAGAGAGGAGCAUCCCAAAAAAUGCAGCAGUCGCACCAAAAACUUUAUGUGGUACGGAGUCCUUGGGACCAAAGAGCUGGUCCAGAAGACUUACAAGAACCUGGAGCAGAGAGUCCAGUUGGAGUGCGACGGCGUUCCCAUCUCCCUGCCGAGCCUGCAGGGCCUGGCUGUUCUCAACAUUCCCAGCUAUGCAGGAGGAAUCAACUUCUGGGGAGGCACCAAAGAGGACAAUAACUUUGGAGCCCCAUCGUUUGAUGAUAAGAAGCUGGAGGUGGUGGCCGUGUUUGGGAGCAUGCAGAUGGCCGUGUCCAGAGUCAUCAACCUGCAGCACCACCGCAUCGCUCAGUGCCGACAGGUGAUGAUCACCAUCCUGGGGGACGAGGGGGUUCCUGUGCAGGUGGACGGAGAAGCCUGGAUCCAGCCUCCCGGCGUCGUCAAGAUCGUGCACAAGAACCGCGCUCAGAUGCUCACUAGAGACAGGGCGUUUGAGAGCACGCUGAAGUCGUGGGAGGACAAGCGAAAGAUUGACAGCUACCGUGCCGCCAGGCCCCGCCUCAACUCCCAGCAGUCCAUGGAGUACCUCACCGAGGAGGAGUGCGCUCAGGUGCAGCAGCUGGGCAUCGUGGCCGAUACCCUCAUAAAUAAAAUCCGCGAGGCAGCUAAGACCCACAAGCUGGUGGAGCAGGAACUGGCUCAUGCCGUGAACGCCACAGCUCUGGUUCUCACUGAGACCAAAGCGUCCAGCAACGAGUGUCUGUGCCGAAGUACGGCGGUGGAAAUCGUCAACAGCAGUAAAGUCCUCCAGGCAGAGACCGGGAUGCUGCUCGAUGGAAAACUAUUGACGGAUUUUCCAGAGGAAGAAGAACUCCGUUUGACUCUGAACAACCUCAGUGCAGAGCUCCACAAGCUGGAUGACAUCCACUGGAUCUGUCCGCUCAUGCAGUGCUCCGAGGAGGACUCGGCGAGGAACAGCAGCAGUAAAAGCAGCAGCAGCAGCAGUAUGAAGCUGAAGAUUAUUCCCAAAACAAAGAAAGAGAAAGAGAAGCUGCACAAACAGAAGUCCAACAGUUCGCUCUCAGGAACAUGGGAUAUUAAAGGUGGGGCAACUGAGGCAGAUUCCUCAGGCAACUGAAGUCCUGGAUGAGCUGCUUUAUUACCCUCGCUGACAGGAGAGGCCAUGACCCGCUCCCAGCCUCCUCCGCUCUGAUCCUGAUGCCCUGUGGCUUCCCACAGGUGUCACAAGCUAAAGUUAAUACAUUCCUCCCUACUUUUAAGCAUUUUGCAUCUGUUUUUAUUUUAUUAUUUUUUUUACAGACCAGCAGGCUUUUUUUUUCUCCCCGUUUCGUCUUUUUUUUUUUUUUUUUGAAAAAAGGGUUUUUAUCUCUGCGUGGUUUGUUUUAACGCUGGCGUUCUGCUUUUAUUUCUGUGAGCACGGCCAGUAGCAAGUCAAAAUGGAAAUCUAUGCGGGUUGUGGAGAAACAAGGAAAUGCGUUUACGCGGUGCUCACCUUGCAUGUCGGGUGUAAACAUUAGUUUUUAUUCAUAGUUGUUACAAUCUUGAUAUCUUUUCUUGGACUUUUGACUAGCCUUUGGACUGCAUAUUUAUUUGUUAUUGCUACUGCCAUGAGAACCCGUACAGCAACAAAUCAACAAAAUGAACAAACUGAGAUGUCUCAGCAUUACUGUCUACAGAACUGGAAAGUAUCUUUAAUGUUGCAAAAAAAUAUACUGAGGAAUGUACCCGUGUGGACUUCUAAUAACAUGUGAAUUGCAAUGCUGUUCAAUUUGAUUUCACAGCGGUUGUCUAGUUGUCAUACUAAAGUGGUUCUUCGGAGGACCCGGUGCGGUCCUGGGCUUUUGCCCUGAGUCAUUUCAUCGAGAACUUAGCCAUGUGAAGCAAUCCCACAGCAGGAUUAAAGAGUGCAUCAUUCACUUUUAUUAUGUGACUUACGUGGGAGGGAAAUCUCACCCUGCUGUGCGUGUUUUACACUUGAAUUCAGAACCAUUUUGUGGAACAGUACCAGAUGAAGUGACUCAGUAAGGCUGAUCAUUUUUGCCAUUGUCUGGGGAAGGUGUUUACAGAAGGAGGAAGCAUCAAGGACACUUUGAUAAAACAUAGCAGCUUCUCAGUGUGUUGCUCUUACUUUGUCAUACUACAUGAUUGUAUAUGAAAUAUAGGACUAAGAACUAAGAUGUAUUUGAUUUUGCCUUGUCUGUGGUCGAAAGCUAUUAUUAUUAUUAUAAAUAUAUAUAUAUAUUUUUUGUAUAUCUUAUUUUCCCAAAUGGUAAUCUGUGAAGCUGUCCUGGCUUUGCUGCUUCCCCCUUUGAGACUCUCUUGGGCAAUCAUACAUAUAGAUGCUGUUCUGUGUCCCUGCAUGCAUGCCAAGCUUUUCUUUGUCUCACAGUGGAAAAUUGCGUCAAAGUAGUGACUUUUAGAUCGCUUGUUGAGACCAGCAGCAUUUGUGAACACCAUACUAGUUUUAUAGUGCUUACAGAAAUUGUGUGGCAAAAAUAAUCCUCAUGUAUUGAACACCAUGACAGCCCAAGCUGAAGCUUUAAUCGUUAAACUUAAUUGAGCUCGUAUUGACCAGAGCAUGGUUGUUAUUUGGCUAAGGUUUCUAAAUUUAGGCCCAUAGACUUCUUGAUUACCUUUUUAAGAAUGAAAGCAAGCUUUAAUGCGAGAUUUUAUUUUUAUUUUUCUGAACAAGGUUUUACUUUAGAAACAUAUUUUUUUCAGUGAAGCAUGUCAGUUAGCAGGCAUGGGCUGGUAUGAGAUUCUCUCGGUGUGAUAACUUGAUUAAAACACCACAGUUUCACAGUAUCAAAGUAUUGACACUAUAACUUAAAACAAUAGCGUAUAACACGGUCUAAAAAAGAAGACAGCUAUUGCUACUAUAAUAUACCACAUUGAUUAAUACAGUUAUAAUAAUGUUAAUGUCAAUAACAUUUUCUUAUUUGAUUCUCAUGCUUUGACUUAAACCAAAAUUUAGAAUAAAGAUCACCUAAAUUUGCUUGCCGUUUUCAGGCCUUAUUGCGCUAAAAAAUAUACCUUUUUGCUAUUCUUCUAGAGUACCAUGAGAUAAACAGGUUAUUUAAUUAGUCGGGUUAUCUGCUACGGUCGCUAGCCUGCAGCCAGCUACUUAACAGACAUGCCAUUCAUAGAUUACCUGUUAUAGUUUUUAAACGGCGUAAACUCAGUUAGAUUGACAGGUGGGGGACUGUAAUUUCUUUACCAUACAGGGCAUAGUUCUCCUGACUAAAAGGAAAGUGAAACUGGCAGUGAACAGCAGAAUUUGGAGGUGUGGCAGUUCUAUGUUGAGGCUUUAAAGGUAUAGUGGACAAAAGUGUAGGUAAGAAAAAUCACUUUUUGAAUAACUGAGCAAGACCAUCCCGUUAAAGAAUCUCCUAAAUACAAUCUGGUUUUAUGUAUUUCUUCUGAGGCCUUCCUCCUCUUCUCAUAAUCUUGUAAGACAGUGUGCUUCUUGCGACCCUCAGCCAUUUUCAAAGUAUUCGGUGAGAGUAGCAGAGCUGCAAUGAAACAAAAGCUAACUGGAUACAUAAACACUAGAAGUGCGCAGCAAGUAGGAAUAAGCAUGUACAUUGACGUUACCCAAUGAUUGGUAUGUGGGUAAACCAGUAGAUUGGAUGAUUCCACUCAAACUCGAAGCCGAAUAAAGAUUGUCCACUAUACCUUUAACGCAUAUUGUUCGUAUAAGCAAGCCGAUAUGAUGUUGCUGACUAAGAUGUGCUCAUUUCAAUAUUAUUUAACACCAAUUUCCUCAGAGUGUGCUAGCGGACCCUAGUGGUAAGGUACCAAUGACAAAGACCACAUCGUAUAAACUAGAGUGAACUUGGGGAGGUAUGAGUUAGGCUUUACACCGGGUUGCAUACAGCCACGGACAUUUCCAGUUUAUACGGCACUUUCCUUUUUAAACCAAGAGGUGGGAGAAUAUUUGUGGUUUUGAAGCCUAUGUAAAUCUUGGUACCGUCAACCGGCCCAUGCUUAGCCACUAGUAAAACAAAGGCAUAAAUGCUUCAAAUAUUUAAAAAAUGUGCAGGAAAACAGUCAGUCUAUGCUUUGGGCAAAACUCGUUUGCAGGUAAACUUAAUGAAAAUGUCCACAGAUAGAGGGCUACAAUAUUUGUGAAGUCAACAUCAGACAGAACGGACUGCAAAUAAGCCACAAACUUAAUGGCUAAAUGUCAUUAGCUUACCUAAAUAACAACAUUAAAUCACAAGCUAGCUAAAAAGUUAGCUUAACGCAAGACGCAAAAUUAGCCAAAAAAGAUUUUAAGUUUUCAUAUAAUUUCCAUAUAAAAAAAUGGAACUCAUGAAGCUAACUUAAACUGAUAAGCUUUAAAAUUGAGUUUCUAUUAGCCUCUUCUAUUACUGGAGAAAAAAAAACUUGCCUAUUACUUUUGAUGAUCUGUUGAGCUCUAUUAGGCUGAACCCCUGAUGGGAUGUAGUCACUGUGAGGCGCUGUAGAUGUUCAGCUGUGGUAGGAUUGUGCUAAAGUAUCCAUAGUGUGCCAGCUACACGCUCCCAACCUUAGAGGCUUUAGUGGUUGUUGUGCCAAGUCUGUACUUUGGGUUUAAGACUUAAAGAAGCGCGCGUGCGAGUGGCUGUGUGAGUGUGUGCAAGCUUAUGACACGCUCCAGACGCGAAGGUCAUCGCGUGUCGUACAUUUCAAAGUUUACUGUAUCUUGCCUUGCACUUUACAAUGAAGCAAACUUAAUAGGAAAAAAACAAAAAAAAAAAAAAAACAUUUGCGUGUGUGUUGGAAUUUUGAGUGUUUACAAGCAUUUUUUAAAUUGAUUUGAUGAAAAGAUAUUUUAUUUAUGAUAUUGUAUAUGGAUAAAAAAAUGUGCUGGUAAAAUAUAAUAUCUAACCAAUCAUCAAACAUAUACAUACAGAUGUAAAAACACGGCUUUAUUACCUUGGUGGUUUUAAACUUACAUGUGAUGAUGUCCCUGCACAGAUCGCAGAGUAAAAGAUGUUAGAAACUGUAAUUAUUCUAAUGGGGGAAAAAAAGAUCUUAAAUCAACAUAAUAAAACUGUCCAGUGUUAUUUAUGGAUUACAAAUGACACGUUUACACGACCGAGGUGUUGAGCCGGUGUCAAGCAAAUCUUUGAGUGCUUUUUUCUGUCAGCUUCAGUUUGAUUUUAAUAUGAUGUCUACUGAAAAAGAUGACAAAGAUGUUGAGAUAUGAAAGCCAUUUUGUAAAAACUAGUUGCCUGUUUAUUUUUUAAUAAUUGUUUAAUUUUGGAUUUCUUUUUGAGAGAUUGUCAAUUUUUUUCUAUAUUUUGUGUAAUUUGUUCUCAAAAUGCAAAAAUGUUGAUUUUUUUUUUUUUUUUUGGAUGGAAACUCUUCCAAGCGCUUACCCAGACCAGGAGCUGCGUUGAAAAUGCCGACGGAGGAAUUUGCCGAUUCUGAAUUGUUUGUGCAACGGCGAUGGACAGCCGACAUGGAACGGAGGCUUUGUGCAGCACGGGGAGCCAGACUACUUGUUGCACGACUUUGUACAUUGCGAGGUGUUUUCGUGUGUAAUCAUGUGCAGUGUAUAACGAAGACAAAGUCAGUGCAACCCUCUGGAAAUUAAAUGAAUUACUGAAGUGUGAA